AUGGUUUCUCUUAAACUUACUAGCUUAGCUGUGUUAGCAUCAUUGAUUUCAAGUACUUUAGCUACUCCUCCAGCUUGUUUAUUGGCCUGUGUUAGUCAGGUUGAAAAGAAAUCUUCGUGCAGUGGAUUGAAUGACUUACUGUGCUUAUGCUCAAAGUCAUACGACGACAUCGAAUCAUGUUUGAAGAGCAUAUGUCCGAAUGGCAGCAGUAGCGACGCAGUCUCUGCACUCAAAUCUAGCUGCUCUGACUAUUCGAACGACAGUUCAAGCUCUGAAGUAGCUAGCUCUAGCUCAGCAGAAUCUUCAAGCUCGUCUGUCUCCAGCUCCGGUUCUAGUUCUAGCACUAGUUCUGGUUCUAGUUCUGGCUCAAGCUCAAGCUCAAGCUCAAGCUCCGCUGUUGCAAGCUAUGCUGCUUCGAGCUCAGCUGCCUCUUCUAAGCAAGAAGCAGCUGGCUCUUCUGUUGCAGCUGAAUCUACCUGGGCUGCUUCAACUUCUGCUGCUGUUGAAUCAUCUGCUGCUGCUUCUGAAGCACCAUCGACUCUUGAAACAUCCGCCACAUCCUCAGUAGAAUCUACGCAGGCUCCUACUGUACAAUCUGAAGACUCAGGUGCAGUUAAGGUUAUUUCAUUUGGUGCUAUCGUAGUCGGUUUGAUGGGUGCUUUCUUAUAG
Priceomyces carsonii is the source of this 669-nucleotide messenger RNA. RefSeq names its product Ssr1p (gene SSR1). The record is from RefSeq and is a predicted model, not a curated record. Lineage: Eukaryota; Fungi; Ascomycota; Pichiomycetes; Serinales; Debaryomycetaceae. Bases 1 to 669 code for a protein of 222 amino acids. The transcript has a single exon.